Messenger RNA from Calliphora vicina (urban bluebottle blowfly), 1210 nucleotides. RefSeq names its product SDR family oxidoreductase sniffer (gene sni). The coding region runs from base 325 to 1068 and encodes 247 amino acids. NCBI's taxonomy places the organism in Eukaryota, Metazoa, Arthropoda, Insecta, Diptera, Calliphoridae. The record is from RefSeq and is a predicted model, not a curated record. Gene Ontology annotation, cellular component: cytoplasm. Gene Ontology annotation, molecular function: carbonyl reductase (NADPH) activity. The transcript has 4 exons.
CUUUGGCUUUGAGUGUUGCUCAUAAAACGUUUGUGCAUGAAAUUUGUGGAGGAACUACGUCGCGAAGUGCCCGCUACAAUCGUGCAAUUGGAGGAACGUAUAAAUGUAACACAAGCACGAGAAUUCCAUAUCAUAAGUUUAUCAAAAGUACGGCACGUAAUAGUUUCACAUAGAUCGUAACCCUACAAAAAAUAAACCUACAAGCAACCUCAUCAUCGUUUCCAUUCAUCGUCGUCGCACUAUUCAACGUGUUUUAAACUAAUUAUUACUACAAAAACAACUUCAUCACGAACUACAAUUGAACUUUGUAAAGACCCGGAAAUCAUGAAUUCUAUACUAAUUACUGGUUGUAAUCGUGGCCUUGGUCUGGGUCUAGUUAAAGCAUUGGUUAAACUUCCCAAACCACCACAACACUUAUUUGCCACAUGUCGCAAUAAGGAUCAAGCCAAGGAACUUCAAGAAUUGGCUUCUCAAAAUUCCAACAUACACAUUGUGGAAAUUGAUUUACGCAACUACAAUUCCUACGAUAAUUUAAUCAAACAAAUCGAAGAUAUUACCCAAGACAAUGGUCUGAAUGUCCUCUUCAACAAUGCUGGCGUUUCACCCAAAUCCACCAGAAUCCAUCUUACCAAAGCUGAAGAUUUAAUGAGUACUUUCGAAACGAAUACCGUGGUACCGGUUAUGCUGGCCAAAGCCUGUCUGCCUUUGUUGAAAAAAGCCUCAAAGGCCAAGGAAAAUUUAGAUUUUGGCGUUAAUCGUGCCGCCAUUAUAAAUAUGAGCUCAGUUUUAGGCUCAAUUGAGUCCAAUGUCGAAGGUGGUCUUUAUGCUUAUCGCACUUCAAAGUCUGCUCUCAAUGCUGCCACAAAAUCGUUGAGCAUUGAUUUGUAUCCCAAUAAAAUAUUGUGUGUUGCCUUACAUCCCGGUUGGGUGCGCACCGAUAUGGGUGGUGUGAAGGCGCCGCUAGAUGUUGAACCCACAACGGCUGAAAUUGUAGAGACUGUUAUGAAGUUCAAUGCAAAACAUAAUGGUGGUUUCUAUCAGUACAAUGGUGAGCAAUUGCCCUGGUAGUGAGAGGAGUAAGAUUGGAAGGAUACGAGUGGCUUAUGAAUUGUACAUUUUGUAAAAGUAGUUGUAGUUUGUUAAAGUUGUUAAAUAAAGAGAUAAUAAAGAAAAUGUGAAAUAAAGUGAAAUAAUGCCUACAAAUAACAAA